AUGCCAUCGGACUACUUCGUCUGCGCCAUCGACGAUGAUACAUCGGUCCCCCUGCGCGUGGAGUUCACCCGGUUCCUGCGGUCGUCGCCUCUGCUGCAGAAGGCCCACGACGCUGGGGUCCCACUGGAGUUCAGCAUCGAGCCGGCCGCCUCGGUCCUGGCCAACCCCAGCCUCUUCCAGUCGCCUGGCGGGACUCCCAACCGCCGGCUCACUCCGGCGGCUCUUUCUCCCAUCUCCUCGACGCCCGAGCUCCCCUCGCCGGCACCGGUCGCCGAGCCGGAGCCCGCCACUGUCGUCGAGCCCGCCGCCGAGCCGGAGCCCGCCACUGUCGUCGAGCCCGCCGCCGAGCCGGAGCCCGCCGCCGAGCCGGAGCCCGCCGCUGCCGUUACCACCCCCACCGAGCCCACCCCCACUCCUGCUUCGGAGCCGCUCGCCUCGGCAACGGCCACAGCCCCGACGGCAGCGACCACGGCUCCUGAGCCGGCCCCGGCCUCGGAGCCGGCCCCCAUCGUCACCACCCCCACCGCCGACCAGCCGCCGGCCAAGGGCCCCACCCCCGAGACCCCGUCGCCCCCCUCCCCGGAGCCGGAGCUCGACUAUGCCCAGAUGAUCAUGGACUCCUUCGCGUCGCUGAUCUUCAGCCCCACCACCGCCGAGGCCGGCAUCGAGCUGGCCUCGGUCGAUUCCGACUCCGAGGGCGAGCCCAUCGCCUCGCCCACCAGCUCCGAGGCCCUGGACAGCCCGGACCUGGCCCUCAUGCCGCCUCCGGCCCCGCAGGUCACCAUUACCAUGGCCUCGCCCACCAAUGACGAGCCCCAGGACAAGGAGGCCGCCCCGACCGUCGGCGAGGUGGCCGGACCGGUGGACUCCCCGGAGCCGGUGGUCGUGCGCGCCCCGUCGUCGGCCAUCGCCCCGGCCGCUUCCACUUCGGAUUUGGUGGGCCUCCCCUCGGGCAGCCUUUCCGAUUUGGAAGGCUCCCACUCGCGGCUGAACCACCUGUCCGAUGGGGCCUCGCCAUCCGGGUCCAGUGCCGGUGGGUCGCCGGCCCCGGGGGCAGCCGGCCCCGGGGGCGCGGCCGAUCUCCGCCGCAGCCGCAGCAUGGUCGGCCGGCGCCUGCGCCAGUCCAUGGCCGCUGUGGGGGAUGUGCUGGCCCUGCCGACGUCGGCCCCGCCCUCGGCCCCGCCGUCCAAUGCCGCGGCCGUUCUCCUGGCCGACACGUAUGCCACCUCGGUCAUGCGCCAGGCCCGGGUGUUCCCGGUCAAUCCGCUGGACCCCACGGCCCAGGCGUGCUUCUUCACGCCCUUCUUCUCGCCGCCCCCGCCGCCGACCAUGUCCGCCGAGCAGUUCGACGGCCAGGCGUCCGAUGCCGCGCGCCUGCGCAGCAAGAGCAGCAACUCCAUCGACCAGGAGGACGAUUUCGAUUCAUCUUCAGCCUACGAAAGCUGCGACGAGGACACAGGGUCCAACAAGUUCCGCAGCAAGACCAAGCAGCGCCUCCGCCGGACCCGCUCGCAGCUGGUCAGCAUGAUGGGCUACAACCAUUCGCGCAGCUCGUCGGAGUUCGAGGGCGGCAUCGGGCCCGAUGGGGCGCUCAUGUCGCCGGGGCGCAUGUUCGACAAUGCCGCCCUGGCCGAGCAGUCGCUCCCCGAGCGUGUGCUCUUCCGAUCUAACAAGUUCCGCAGCAAGACCAAGCAGCGCCUCCGCCGGACCCGCUCGCAGCUGGUCAGCAUGAUGGGCUACAACCAUUCGCGCAGCUCGUCGGAGUUCGAGGGCGGCAUCGGGCCCGAUGGGGCGCUCAUGUCGCCGGGGCGCAUGUUCGACAAUGCCGCCCUGGCCGAGCAGUCGCUCCCCGAGCCGCGGCCAUUCAUCUUCGGCACCCGGACCCUGACCAUCAAUGAGCCGCCCCCGGCCGGGUAUGUCCACCCGGCGGCCGACCUGCAAGUGGCCUCCCAGCAUGUGGCCUACCGCGAGGGCUGGGUCCUGCAGCGCCCGCUGCCAGCCGAGCUGGUCGGUGUCCCGGCCCCGGGGGCCGACAUGGAUCUCGGUGUCAAGGGGGGCCUUCCUGCCGGCGCGACGCUGUCCCACUCGACCAGCACCAGCAGCAUGUCCACCGUGGCCGGGUUGGGCUCUUCGCCGCCGCUGUCGCCGCCGCCCUCGCAGCGUCCCUCCUCCUCGACCACGCCGUCGCUGAGCCCGGCCACGCCGUUGCCCCCGGCCCUGGGCGGCGGGGGGACCGCCACCGGUGGGUCCCUCACCCCGCCGGCCACCGAGGCCUCCAGCCCGCAGGCCGGCCCGGUGGACGCGGACUUCCCCACCACGCCCGUUCCCCCGCGGUUGAGCAUUUCCAUCACACCGAGCCUGCUCCUCGGCCAGUUCCAGAUCCACUUCAACGAGUACACCGGCACCAAGGUCCUGCGCGAGCAGUUCCAGCCGUCGCGUGACACCCGAUACAUUCUUGGUCUGCACUCGACCGUUGGGCCCAUUUUGCUGGCCGUUGGCACCGACAGCCUGGUGUCCGGCCGGCGGGACUCCCUGGCCACCAGCUCCUCGCUGUCUGGCUCGCAGUCGAGCAUCUCCUCGGCCGGGCUGGCCUCCCCCUCGACCCCGGUGUCGGCCAAUGCCGGCGGUGGGCCCAUCUACUCCGCUUCGACUGGCCAGCUGCUGGUGACCAGCUCCCCCUCGAGCGACGCCCUGGCCGGGCUGAAUCUCUCUCGGCCGGCCUCCCCCUCGAGCGACGCCCUGGCCGGGCUGAAUCUCUCUCGGCCGGCGUCCUUCCUGCGCAUUCUCCUCCGCACUCCGGCCGGCGAUGACCUGAUCAUGCUCCCGGCCUCGUACCUGAAGACUUCGCUCAUGAGCAACAAGAUCAGCGCCAAGCAGCUGGUCCGCGCACUGGACCCCAAGUUCUCGGAAAUGGAAAUGCUCUACGAGGUGGAGAAGGAGAAGGACAAGGAAGCCCUUUACAAGCAGCUGGCCACGCUGGAGACCCAGCAGGACAUCCGGACCUACAAGUUCGGCGCCCUCUACGUCAAGGACGGCCAGGUGGCCGAGGAGGACAUGUUCAGCAACCAGCACGGAUCGCCGGCCUUCAACCGCUUUAUGUCGGUCAUCUCCGACCGGAUUGAGCUCAGCGGGUGGUCCAAGUUCCGCGCCGGCCUGGAUGUCAGCGGUGUCAACACCACCGGCACGCACUCCUACUACACCGUGUACGAGGACCUGGAGGUGAUGUUCCACACCUCCACCGAGUUGCCCUACCGCACGACCGACCGUCAGCAGCUAGAGCGCAAGCGCCACAUCGGCAACGACAUUUGCAUCCUGGUGUACCGGGAGAAUUGCACCGAGCCCUGGAUCCCGUCCACCGUGGAGUCGGACUUCAUCCAUGUCAUCCUGGUGGUCGAUGCCAAGGUCGCGGACCCGGAGAACCCGUGCGACGAGACCGAUGUCUAUUCGCUCUCGUGCGUCUGCAAGCAGGACGUCGCUCCGUUCAGUCCCCCUCUGAGCGACUCCUACGUCUACUCGCGCAGCAACCCCGAGCUCCUCCGCAACGUGGUCCUGUCCAAGCUCAUCAACGGAGAAAACACCUCGAUGAAGGCCCCGGUCUUUGCCAACAAGAUGCGCCGCACCAAGCAGGCCGUCUACAAGAACAUCGUUGUUUCCACUGCGCCCCCCAAGUCCUAA
This is a messenger RNA of Fonticula alba, 3675 nucleotides long. RefSeq lists its product as hypothetical. The record is from RefSeq and is a predicted model, not a curated record. The coding region runs from base 1 to 3675 and encodes 1224 amino acids. The transcript is spliced from 8 exons. Lineage: Eukaryota; Rotosphaerida; Fonticulaceae. Gene Ontology annotation, biological process: regulation of small GTPase mediated signal transduction; activation of GTPase activity. Gene Ontology annotation, cellular component: cytoplasm. Gene Ontology annotation, molecular function: GTPase activator activity.